AUGUCAAAUUCAGCAGAUUCAGACAAUGAGGAUUACAUGUCUUCGAAAUAUCUUACAGAGAUACCUUUGUCUUCAACUACGAAGCCAAAAACGUACUCGGAGCUCCGUCGUCAAAAGCUCUCAUCCAAGUCUGGUUAUAUAAAACCCUUACGAGAACGGGAAAAGGAGAGUCGAGAACAGGGUCUUUCAAAGCGCAUAGAUGAUAAUGCAGACUCACCAGGUUUAAAACUAUUAAAAAAAAUGGGUUAUGAAAUAGGAAAACCUUUGGGAAAGGAUUCUAGUGGAAUCACAGAACCAAUAAACAUCGAAAUGAAAUCUGAUAAAUCUGGUUUGGGAUUGUCUUCUGAGCUUAAGCAAAAAGCUGAAGCGGAACUUUCUAGGAAAGCUAAACGAGCAAAAAUUAGUGAAGAGUCAUUUAUCGAACGUGUGCGCAAAGAACAAGUAGAAAAAAAGAUUAACGCACAGUUGAAUAAAGCGCAAAAAGUGUGUGAAACUUUAGAUACGAGAAAGGGUAUAAUGGAUAAUAUAUUCUGGUUAAGCAAAGAAAAUGAAGAAAGCGAUGAAGAAACCUCGGAAUUUGAACAACUAUCGUCAGCGGAGAAGCUUGACAAUAUUUUAAAAUAUAUGCGAGAAAAAUAUAAUUAUUGUUUUUGGUGUGGAUGUGAAUACAGUAAUGUUGAGGAGCUAGAACAACUAUGUCCUGGAAUUGAAGACGAUGAUCAUGAUUAA
Molecule: messenger RNA, 729 nt
Organism: Cetraspora pellucida
Lineage: Eukaryota; Fungi; Glomeromycota; Glomeromycetes; Diversisporales; Gigasporaceae
Source: the annotation of a GenBank genome assembly